UAUAUGAGGACACCGCAGCUCUUUUCGGAUCAUCUACCGGACUGAGUCCAGCUGGGAGUCUCUGCAAGUCUCUCCAGGUCUCUGCUCGUCUCUCCACGUUCUUCCAGCGGCACACACAGCGACGAAGACCCGCCUUAAAGAGCGCCAAUCCCGGCAACAAAGAUGAUGCUGCCGCUCACGUUAAUCCUCCAGCUGGUCCUGGCGCCAACUCUCCUGGCGGCCGGCAAGGACCGCUGGGACUCCUGGGGCGCGUACGGACAAUGCAGUCGGACCUGCGGCGGCGGGGUGAUGGUCAGGAGCAGACGCUGCAUCACUCACAGGGCCGACGGAGGACACAACUGUGUGGGACCAGAGAAGUCUUACCUCACCUGCAACACCCAGGACUGUCCAGAGGGAUCCAGGGAUUUCCGCGAAGAACAGUGUUCCCAGUUUGACGGGGAGGACUUCAAGGGCAACCGGUACACCUGGCUGCCAUAUUACGGAGGUGACAACCCCUGUGAACUCAACUGCAUGCCAAAGGGAGAGAACUUCUUUUACCGCCACGGCGCCACCGUGGUGGACGGGACGCUGUGUCACCCCGGCCGCAGGGACAUCUGCGUGGAGGGAGUCUGCAAGCGUAUGGGCUGUGACAACAAGCUGGAGUCCCGGCAGCAGGAGGACCCCUGCCUGCAGUGCGGGGGCAGGGGACAGUCCUGCUCCCUGGUCAAGAGGACCUUCUCCACACAGUAUCCGACCCAAGGCUACAACCAGAUGUUCACCAUCCCUGCCGGAGCCACCUCCAUCAGCAUCAGGGAGAACACGCCCACGCGCAACUACUUUGCCAUUAAGAACCUGCGUGGAGAUUACUACCUGAACGGCCAUUGGUCCAUUGAGUCCUCCCGGGCGACCAACAUCGCCGGCACCGUGCUUUACUACCAGCGAGGUGCUGAGGGAGACCCUCACACUCCUGAAACCAUCAUCGGCCGUGGACCCACCACGGAACCUCUCGUUGUGGAGCUGAUCAGCCAGGAGCACAACUCAGGAGUGCAGUACGAGUUCUACGUUCCCGUAGGACACCUCAGGGAGGGAUACACCUGGCGUUUCGGCUCAUGGUCCGCCUGCAGCACAGAGUGCGGAUCAGGCUACCAGUCUCGAAAUGUCUUCUGCAACAUGGACAACGAGGCCGCCCCCGACUACCUCUGCGCCUCUCUGGCUCGGCCCGAGAGCAACAGGACCUGCAACGCACAAGCCUGCCCCUCCACCUACAGCUGGAAAACCGGUCCGUGGAACGCCUGCUCCGUUACCUGCGGCGCGGGCCAACAGGUGCGCAGCGUGCACUGCAGCUACCGCGACGGGUCGGCGGCCCGCACCGUGCAGGACACUUACUGCAGCCAGUACUCCCAGGCUCCGGCGGCCACGCAGAACUGCAACCUGCACCCGUGCGACGACUACCAGGCUUCAAGACCCAGCAAGAUCAGCUGGCACGUCAGCGAGUGGGGCCUGUGCUCCAGGAGCUGCACCGGCGGGUCCCGGGAGCGUCAGGUGGUCUGCUCGGACCGCGAGGGCAACCGCUACCCCGCCGAGCGAUGCUACCCCCAGGCCACGCCCCCCGCCGUGGAGAACUGCAACAACCAGCCGUGCUCCCGCCCACAGACUGUGCCCAGCUUCCAUGACCGCAGAGGACACCACAGCUCCCGCACUGGCCUGCAUCCUUACAAGCCCCAGCAUGGAGGCGAACACAACAAGGCGCUCCACUGCGGCGAGUCGUACUACGGCUGCUGUCCCGACGGUGUGUCCGAGGCUCUGGGCUUCAACCAUCACGGCUGCAACCAACCCGCUCUCAUCUCCUACCUGCCCUCCGAGAACGCCGCCGAGUGCCGCACCACCACCUACGGGUGCUGCUAUGACCGUGCCACACCGGCUACCGGGCCCAACGGAGAGGGCUGCCGUGACCCCCCCAGUCCUUACGAGCGCUCCAUCUGCUCACUGCCCAAAGCAGCCGGUACCUGCGGCAGCUGGACCGCGCGGUACUUCUACAACGUUCUCGCCUCCAAGUGCGAGUCCUUCUGGUACGGAAGUUGCCACGGGAACAGCAACAACUUCCUGGCGGAGGCCGAGUGCCAGAGGGUAUGCGAACCGUCAAACGGAAACGGACGCAACGGAAAUGGCUACAACGGGAACGGCGGCGCCAACGGGAACGGUUACAACGGUAACGGCGCCAACGGAAACGGCCACUCAAACGGAAACGGUUACAACGGUAACGGCCACUCAAAUGGAAACGGUUACAACGGUAACGGCCACUCAAACGGAAACGGUUACAACGGUAACGGUGAGCAGGCUUAUGGAAACGGCGAGCACACCAACGGAAACGGUGAGCACGCCUAUGAAAACGGUGAGCGCACCAACGGAAACGGUGAGCGCGCCUACGGGAUAAGUGAGACCGGACACGGUGAACGCUCCAACGGAAAUGGCGCCAAUGGAAACGGCCGCAAUGGAAAUGGACGCAGCAAUGGAAACGGACACAACGGCGAGCGCGGCAAAGGAAAUGGCGAGCGGGCCAACGGAAACGACGAGCGCGCCAACGGAAACGGUCGCUACGCCAAUGGCUACAAUGGAAACGGUGGCAAUGGAAACGGCCGCCCCUACAGAAACGGUUACAACGGCAAUGGUGGCAACAGAAAUGGUGAGCGGGCCAACGGAAACGGCGAGCGGGCCAACGGAAACGGCGAGCGGGCCAACGGAAACGGCGAGCGGGCCAAUGGAAACGGCGAGCGGGCCAACGGAAACGGCGAGCGGGCCAACGGAAACGGUCGCAAUGGUAAUGGCUACAAUGGAAAUGGCCAAAACGGCAACAGAAACAUUGAGCGCUCCAAUGGAAACGGCCGCAACGGAAAUGGUGAGCGACCAAACGGAAACAGCCACAAUGGAAACGGCUACAAUGCAUACAGUCAGCGCUCCAACGGAAACGGUGAGAACGGAAACGGUUACAACGGUAACCAUGAAAGCGAAAACGGCUACAACGGGAACGGCCACAAUGGGAACGUUGAAAACGGGAAUGGUCGCAAUGCGAACGGCGGCAACGGAAAGGCCAGGUCAGCUUCGACCGCGGCCAGAAACGCCCACCGGGCGAGAGUCUACCUGAAGGUCAAAAAGCCUUACUUGGUCCCAGCUAAUCACCUCCGCCUGGUUGGAAGGUAAGACCUUUUAGCGGUGCGGCCUUAAGCCCACUCCACGUCGGUGCUGGUCCCCCACCCUGAGUCCCUUCUGAAUCUUUACCCGGGAGACAACCUGCUGUUGUUCAACCAAUUUCGCUCACCUCUGGAUGUUCUUUUGUCACGGUGACACACUAGACACGUCCUUACCACAACCCGCCUACGUUUUGUGUGUCUUCUCACUGUCUUGAUUGUGUCGUCACCGAGCUAAUAAAAGUGGUGCUUCAUC
Molecule: messenger RNA, 3420 nt
Organism: Nerophis ophidion (straightnose pipefish)
Lineage: Eukaryota; Metazoa; Chordata; Actinopteri; Syngnathiformes; Syngnathidae
Product: papilin-like
Exons: 18
Coding region: 163-3177 (1004 amino acids)
Biological process (GO): extracellular matrix organization
Cellular component (GO): extracellular matrix
Molecular function (GO): metalloendopeptidase activity; serine-type endopeptidase inhibitor activity
Source: RefSeq, a predicted model, not a curated record